GUCACUCUCCCUGGCAGGCCCAUAAAACCAGCCCAGGGAGCAGCUCCACGGAGAUAAACACAGCUGGAGUUUAGAAUUUUGCUUCCAGGAGCCCCAUAUCAGGAAGAGAAGAGGGAGGAGAGGUUUGGCUCAUCGGGCCUUCCUGUCAGAGCUGGGAAAGAUGCAGCUCUCUCUGAGAAACAUGAUCCCUUCUAUUUGGGAAAGAGCCUCCCUACAGAACUUCCUUCUUCUCUCUGCUAUCAUCCUGAUUCUGACACAUUAUCUGAAGAGAAGAAGGAGGAAUCUGAACUACCCCCCUGGCCCUCCGGGGCUGCCCAUAUUGGGCAACUUCCUCCAGAUGGACUUCCAAAAACCCCAAGUCACCAUGCAAAAGUUUGUCAAGAAAUAUGGAAAUAUUUUGUACAUGAAUAUGAUCAGUCAAAACUUUAUAACAGUAACUGGAUUGCCACUGAUCAAGGAGGUUCUGGCCAACCAAGGAGAUGUUUUUAUUGAUCGACCCCAAAUCCCUAUCCAGCUUCAAAUCUUUAAGUCAUCUGGUUUAAUCAUGUCUAAUGGCCAACUGUGGAAACAUCAAAGAAGAUUUGCCUUAAUGACCCUAAGGAACUUUGGUUUGGGAAAGAAGACCCUGGAAGAUCGGAUACGGAUGGAGGCCAAGUAUCUCAUUGAGGCUAUCAGGGAAGAAAAAGGACAGCCCUUUGACCCCCACUAUGUGAUCAACAAUGCUGUUUCUAACAUCAUCUGCUCUGUAACUUUUGGGAAUCGUUUUGAGUACCAUGAUUCACAAUUUCGGGAGCUCCUGAAGACUGUGGAUGAAGUCAUGAAGCUUUUGGUCAGGUGGGAGUGUCAGCUCUUCAAUAUAUUUCCUUCUGUAAUGAAAUUCCUGCCAGGAACUCAUCAGAAGCUCUUCAGAAAUUUUAAAAAGCUAGAGUCUUUUGUAGAAGAUGUGAUCAAACAACACAAGGAAAACCUGAAUCCAGAGGAGCCCCAAGAUUUCAUUGAUGCUUAUUUGAAGGAGCUGUCCAAGGAUAACAUCCAUUAUAGUUUUAAUGAAAAAAAUUUAGUCUACUGCACCCUGGACCUCUUCUUUGCUGGAACAGAGACAACUUCAACCACACUAAGGUGGGGACUGCUGUACAUGGCCCUUUAUCCAGAGAUCCAAGGCAAAAUACAAGCGGAGAUUGACAGGGUGAUUGGCCAAUCUCAACAGCCCACAAUGGCUGAUAAGGAGAAUAUGCCCUACACUAAUGCAGCUGUUCAUGAAGUUCAAAGAAUGGGAGAUAUUGUUCCUUUCAAUGUACCCAGGAUGGCUGUGGUUGAUACCACAGUGGCAGGAUAUUAUGUGCCUAAGGGGACCAUGUUGACGACCAACUUGACUGCUUUGCACAGGGAUCCCAAGGAGUGGGCAACCCCAGAAACUUUCAACCCAGAACAUUUUCUGAAGAAUGGCCAAUUUAAGAAAAGAGAGUCUUUUCUGCCUUUCUCAAUUGGAAAGAGGGCCUGCCUGGGGGAACAGCUGGCUCGGGCUGAGCUCUUCCUCUUCUUCACCAGCCUGCUCCAGAAGUUCACAUUCCAGCCUCCCCCAAACACCCAGCUGAGCCUGGAUGUCCAAUAUAGUACCACCAUGUCUCCUCUCCCCUACAAAAUCUGUGCCAUUCCUCGAGAGAUGUAGGCCAAACAAUGCCUGUGGGGUGAUAUUCCAACAGGCACAGGGUAAAGCUUGAACCAUCCUCAUCCUCCCUGCAUUUGGAGUUUGGCUAGGGACAGAGAGAGAAGUCAAGGAGGGAAAAAGAUGAGAGAGAUCAAGGAAGCAUAUCUGUUGCCCAGUGUGAAUAUUCCAAGUCAGAAAAAGGAGAGGCAUGAACACUAGCAAAAUGAUAACACAGACUCUUUACUAGAUUGGAAGUUUAAGGACUUAGGUGACAUCUCAGCUCUGUCACUUACUAGCUGGGUAAUUUCAGAUCAUAUCCUUGAAACUCUGCCUCUUUUUUUCAAAUCUAGACUGAGAAGGAGGACGAUCUCUAACAUCUCUUCUAAUUCUAAAUUGACAAUUCUAUGAUGCACUGAACUGAGAACCAAUCCUAUUCUUUCCCUAAUUCAAGCAGUGGGGCCAAACUUUGGUUAAUUAUUCCUCUCUCUUGUGCUUAUAACUCUACAGUGGAUGUGAUUUUAGGGAAGGCUUCAGAAACUUUAAAUCCUAUGGUUGAUUAGGAUGUUCUUAAGAGAUCCUUAUAAAUCAUGUAUUGCUUGCAGACAAAUAUUAUUUUCUUUAUGUCUUUGCAUCUAUAGCAUCCAAUCUGGUGCCUAGCAUAGAGAAGGAGCCCUUUAAUGAUGAUUGUUUCAUCUUUAAAAAAACUUCCUUUCACAUUAAUAAUUUCUUUGACUUUCACAGUGUGAAAUAUUAACCCAUUUGUUGAUGAACUGAGUUUCUCAUUCCUAUUAAAAGCCAUGUUAUUGAUGAUGCAUCAUAAGUAUUCUGCUGUUAUACUCACAUGAAGCCAAGAAUGUGCCCACUUUUGUUUUGCUCAUCUAUUAAAAUUCUCUGUUUCUCUCAUGUUUCCUUGAGAGAUGUUUACAGAAAAUAGAUUUCCAUGCUGACAAUCAAAAUUUAAACACAAAAUGUAAAUGUCAAUGUGAAUUGGUAAGAUAAUUAUUCCUCAUUUAUUGUUUGUGUUAUCUUUUCUAAUGUUCCUCCAUUAAAUUAUUAAAAAUGCUGAGUGAAUCUAUAAGGAGAUCUUUGUAUCUUGUACCAUGGAGCCAUCUUUGGGAAAAUUGCUAACCAUGGUCAAUAAAUUAAUUGUAC
Molecule: messenger RNA, 2800 nt
Organism: Sarcophilus harrisii (Tasmanian devil)
Lineage: Eukaryota; Metazoa; Chordata; Mammalia; Dasyuromorphia; Dasyuridae
Product: cytochrome P450 2J3-like
Exons: 9
Coding region: 161-1669 (502 amino acids)
Biological process (GO): xenobiotic metabolic process
Cellular component (GO): intracellular membrane-bounded organelle; cytoplasm
Molecular function (GO): iron ion binding; heme binding; oxidoreductase activity, acting on paired donors, with incorporation or reduction of molecular oxygen, reduced flavin or flavoprotein as one donor, and incorporation of one atom of oxygen
Source: RefSeq, a predicted model, not a curated record